Messenger RNA from Brassica rapa (field mustard), 2088 nucleotides. RefSeq names its product serine/threonine/tyrosine-protein kinase HT1. Gene Ontology annotation, molecular function: ATP binding; protein serine/threonine kinase activity. Gene Ontology annotation, biological process: protein phosphorylation. The record is from RefSeq and is a predicted model, not a curated record. Lineage: Eukaryota; Viridiplantae; Streptophyta; Magnoliopsida; Brassicales; Brassicaceae.
AAAGCUUCUCAAUCAGAUAGAAUAAUAAGAGCAUCUCAGAGACAGUGACAGACACACUAAUCCACUGUCGUUUUGACGUAUUUUCCUCAAAAAAUCCAAAAUAAAAAAAGAGAGGCGUAAUAAGAGGUCUGGAUUCGUCAAAGAAAAGUCUUCCCAGAAUCCACACGACUCCCUCCUUCCUCCUUCUUCAACUCGCCGGAUCUUCCUCACUCCGAUCCACUUCCUUCUCUUCAUGGCUUCGUGAUUCCGUGUUCCAAAGGGUUAAUGGUUGAAGACGAAAGAUGGAGACUUUGUUUAGCUUCAAUCUGAGGGUAGUAGUUAUUAUUAUAGUUUAAGAAGAUGGAUGAAGAGGCUUCUUCUUGGAUUAGGAGGGCUAAGUUCUCCCAAACUGUUUCUUACCGUCUCAACUCCUCAAAGUUAGCGUCUUUCCCUGUUAAACUCAACCAAGAGAAGAAGCUCCCCGCACUCAAACCAAGACCUGACACGUCAUCAUCAUCAUCAUCCACUAGUACGCAAGCUGAUGUGUAUGUUGUUGAUUCCCAAGUACAGAGAAACCCUGUAACCAACAAGCAGAGAUCUGUUUCCCCUUCCCCUCAGAUGGCACUUCCUGAUGUGUUUAAGGAAGCUAGGUCCGAGCGUCAGAGGUUCUCCACUCCUCAUCCGAGAAGAAUGGACUCUGAAAAGGGUAUGAAGCCGAAGCUCUCACAUAAAAACUCCUUUGACAAGAGGAGAUCGUUCAACUUGCGGUCUCCGUCUGUUCCCAUCAGAGAUUUAAGCACUCUGAGGAUUCAGGAGAGGGUGAAGAGCAUGAAGGACACGGGAUGGUCCAAGAUUUUUGAUAACGCUGGCCGUAAAGUGAGCGCUGACGAUGCUGCUGAAGAGUUCCGUAUUGACACGUCCAAGCUUUUCUUGGGGCUUAGGUUUGCUCAUGGGCUGUAUAGCAAACUGUACCAUGGGAAGUAUGAAGAUAAAGCUGUUGCUGUGAAGCUUAUCACUGUCCCUGAGGAUGACGAGAAUGGAUGCUUGGGUGCUCGUUUGGAGAAACAGUUUACUAAGGAAGUCACACUUUUGUCACGCUUGUCGCAUCCAAAUGUUAUUAAGUUUGUGGGAGCGUAUAAAGAUCCGCCUUCGUACUGUGUCCUCACGGAGUAUUUACCUGAAGGGUCUCUAAGAUCGUAUUUGCACAAGCCUGAGAAUAGGACUCUUUCUUUGAAAAAGCUGAUCGAGUUUGCUUUGGAUAUUGCGAAAGGAAUGGAGUAUAUUCACUCACGGCGCAUUAUUCAUCGAGAUCUUAAGCCGGAAAAUGUGUUGAUAGAUGAAGACUUCCAGCUGAAGAUUGCUGACUUUGGGAUAGCGUGUGAGGAGGAGUACUGUGACAUGUUGGCUGAUGAUCCAGGGACUUAUAGGUGGAUGGCUCCUGAAAUGAUUAAAAGGAAACCUCAUGGGAGAAAGGCUGAUGUUUACAGCUUUGGAUUAGUUCUUUGGGAAAUGGUAGCUGGAGCUAUACCUUAUGAGGAUAUGAAUCCUAUUCAAGCUGCUUUCGCAGUGGUACACAAGAACAUUAGGCCGGCUAUCCCUGAAGAUUGUCCAGCAGUUAUGAAAGCUCUGAUUGAGCAGUGUUGGUCGGUUGCACCGGACAAGAGACCGGAGUUCUGGCAGAUAGUGAAAGUACUUGAACAGUUUAGGGUUUCACUGGAACGUGAAGGGAGCUUGAAUCUGACGUCAAACAAGAUCUGCAAGGAUCCAAGAAAGAGUCUGAAACAUUGGAUUAAGAAGCUUGGACCGCAAGGAGGAGGAACAGCAGGAGGAGGUGCAGGAGGCAGCAGCAGCAGCGGCGGCCUUGGUCGCUCUGCCAUGCCUAACCCUAAAUUCGCUUGAGAGAUUUGAAGUCUCUCUUCUGUAUAUUAUAUAUAAAGAUACCAAAAAGGGUUCUGUGUUGUGUCCUGUUUGUGGGUUGUGAUGUGAUCUUUUCAUCUUCUUCUCUAGAUUUGUUGUGUAAUGACAAUCAAACUGGGGAAUGGUUUGUGAUUCGAUGUUUAUGGGAUUCAUUAUCGUUUCUCUACUAGUGCACAAAUACUGUUAAGACUC